AUGCAAUUAUGGUUGCUGAUUACUUGUAUUGUGGUAUGCGGUAUCCUGAGCUCUCUUUUUUCAGGACUGUCGCUGGGGAUCAUGAUGCUUGAUACUCUUCAAUUAAACCUACUUAUAUUAGUAUCGGAGAAGAAUAAAAAAGAAAUAAAUAAUGCAAAGAAUGCUCGGAAAAUAUUACCAUUAAGAAAUAAUACGAACGAAAUAUUGGUAACAUUUAUAACAGCUAAUGUUAUGGUAAAUUCUGCAUUCAGCUUGUUAUUAAGUGAAGUCACUGAUGGAUUUACAUCUUUUAUAAUAUCCACAUUAAUAAUUACAAUAUUUGGAGAAAUCAUUCCUCAGUCUAUAUGUUCCAAACAUGGGUUAGCCAUAGGUGGUUUUUUUGCACCCCUAAUUUAUGUUCUUAAGUUUCUUCUAUAUCUUUUUGCUAAGCCUACUAGUUUGUUGCUCGACCACUUCGUCGGUAAAAACGUCCUGAACACCUACGACAAGAAACAAUUAAAAGCUCUCGUGGACAUGCACAAAAGUGCUGCGAAUAUUUUACAUGAGGAUGAAGCUAAGAUUUUAGUAAGUGCUCUUGAACUUUCCCAAUAUAAAAUUGUUCACAUUAUGACGGACAUAGAUUAUGUUUUUGGAAUUGAUUAUAAUAGUGUGAUAAAUUAUGAUUCAAUAAAAAGAUUAUUGAGGAGUGGUUUUUCAAGAAUUCCUGUUAUUAACAGAAAUAAAGCAGAAUGUAUUGUAGGACUUAUACAUAUAAAAGAUUUAAUAAAUAUAUGGUUUGGUAUAAAUAAAAUUAUAUUUGAUAACAGGAAUAAAUUAAUAAGAAAUCAAAAUAUAAAGAAAAAUGGAAAAAUACAAUUAUUUUAUAAAAAAUCAAAUACUAUAAACAAAAAUCAAAAAGAUGAUUCUUUAAAUAUUGAUGUACAAGGAGGUUAUUAUUAUAUGAAAAAAAAAUCACAAAAAAUUAGAAUAGCAAAUAAAAUUUUUACAUUUAAUGGUCAAAAAUUAUAUAGUCAUAAAAUUUUAAACGAUAAACAAAAUGAUAUAUCCUCAUCAAAUAAAAAACAAAAUCAUAUCACCUUAUCACAAGAAUACUUAAAUGUAAAAAAAAAAUUUAUAAGUAAUUAUCAGGGGAUAUAUAGUAAUGAAAUAUAUAAUAUAAAUAAUAAUAAUAAAGAGAACCAUAAUAUAAUACAAACAGACUCAAGAAGUAGUAAUAAUAUUACAAAUGUUAUAAACAGUGAUAGUACCAGCUAUGAUGAUGGAUCAAAUAAUGAAGAUGUCAAAAUUAAUAUAGGAGGAACUAGUUUUACAAAUAAUAGUAGUAGUAGUAAUAAUAGUAGUAGUAAUAAUAGUUGUAGUAGUAUAACUACAAAAAAGAAACAUACAAAAAUUAUAAAUUCAACUUUGGUACAAGAUAUAAAAGGUAAUAAUAAAAAAAAAAAUAUAGGCAAUAUAAAUAACUCAUUAGAAAAUCAUCCAUAUAAUAAACUUAUCUCUAAUCAAAAAAAUAAAGAACAAAUCAACAAACAAAUCAACACACAAAACAAAAUAAAAAACACAAUGGAUGCAUCAUUUAUAUUCAAACAUAAUUAUUAUGAUAUUGGACCAUCUGAUAUUAUUAAUCCUUCUAAAUUAAGAAAUAAAAAAAAACAAGAUAUGAAAAAGGCACCAAGAAUUAUUACAAAAAAUAAAAAAGUUAAUUUUGUAGAUUAUCUAUCAGAUAAUAUGAUGGAUACGAAUGAUGAAAAUAGUACCAUAUCUUCAUGUAAUGAAUAUAUUUAUACAAAUAUUAAAAGUAAAAUAAAUUUUUAUGAUAAAAAUCGUAAUAAAAUAAAAACAAAACAGCUAGCCAAGCUAUUCAAUAAGAAGAAGAAACAAAUAACCUUCAGAUUGUGGGAUGGCGACAAAAAAAAGAAAAUUGAAAAGAAUAAUAAAGAAAGCGAUCAUAUGAGUAACAACAAUAAUAUUGAAAAUGUUGAUAAUAUUGAAAAUGUUGAUAAUAUUGAAAAUGUUGAUAAUAUUGAAAAUGUUGAAAAUGUUGAUAAUAUUGAAAAUGUUGAUAAUAUUGAAAAUGUUGAAAAUAUUGAAAAUGUUGAAAAUGUUGAUAAUAAUAAUAAUGAUGAACAACAUAAGGAUGUUCAGAGCGGGGAAGAAAUUAUCGGCCUCAUAGACGAUGAUAAUAUUAAUUUACACCUUAAACAUAAUAAUUCUUACUAUAAUUAUAAUGAUAAAGAUAAAGAUAUGAAUAAUAAACAUAAUUACGUUUUAAAUAACCAUAAACAACCGGGAAAGGAUAUAUAUAGCUCAGACAACAUAAAAAGUGAUAAAACUAUAAACAUAAAAAAUAUAAAAACUUAUGAUAAAAAAGAUCCAACAAUACAAAAAACAAAAUCAAAAACAAAAACAAACACAAACACAAACACAAAAACAAACACAAAAACAAACACAAAAUGGCAAUUUUCACAAAGUAUAAUGAUAAAAGAAAAUUUGAAUAAAGAAAAAAAUAUGAAAGAAAUAUAUAAAGAUAUAAAAAAUUUUAUAAGUAUUAAUGAACAUAAAAGUAUUGAAAUACCAUUAAAAUAUAUAUUAAAACAUAUAGGAAGAUAUAUAUAUGGAGUUGAUUAUAAUGAUAGUAUAUUAUCUCUUCUAAAUUUUUUUAAAAGCGCAAGUAACCAUAUGGUUGUUGUAAGAAAAGUUAUAUAUAAUGAUAAUGAAGAUCCCAAAUAUGCUCAUAUAGGUAUUAUAACAUUAGAAGAUGUAAUCGAAAUAUUAUUACAAGAAGAAAUUUCGGAUGAAUUUGAUUUUAAGAAAAUUAAAACGGGUUCUAGUAUACCUUCUAAUUUUGUUUGGAAAAAUUCGGAUGAUUCAAAAAAAAAAAUGAAAAGUAAAAUAAGAAGAAGAAAUCAUAAGGUUGUUUUUGAUGAAGACAAUGUUAAAAUGAUAGAAGGGUUAGAUGUGCAUGCAUCCCAAAAUAAAAUAUCCCUAACAACAACAAUAAAUAAUAAUAAUAAUAAUAAUAAUAAUAAUAUUAAUAAUAAUAAUGAUGAUGGUGGUGGUGGUAAUAGUUGUGAUAAUAAUAAAAUUCAACGGUCAACAGAUGUUACAAAAUUAGGAAUAUCGCCUUCACAUAAAGAUGUUUUACAAAGAGCUCAAACAAUUCUCAAAUAUAAAAAAGAUAUUAUGAACUUCUUAAAAGAAAGUAUCUAUUUUAAAUACAUAGAUCCACAAUUAUUAAAUCAAUAUAUACAAAGAAAAAAAAUCAAAACGUUAUAUAAAGGUGAAAUAUUAUUAAAAGAUAAUACAUUCUUAAAUUAUGCUAUCAUCUUAAUAAAAGGAAAAGUUAAAAACUUAUCAUCAUGUCAAUCACAAAAUAUUAUACAAGAUAAAUGUUUUAUAGGACUAGAAGCUUUAGGACCUUCAAAUAUUAUCGAACUUUUUAAUCAAACAAUUGAAAAAAGAAAUUCACUUAUAAAAAAUAUUGAAGAAGAAGAAGAAAAAAAAAAAAAAAGAAGAAGAUUCACAUUCUCAAGAACACGAUUAACAUUAAAAAGCUUUAGAAAAAAAGAAACCAUCUUAAAAAAAAAAAAAACAAUCGCAACCAAAAAAAUACCGAAUCAAGUUACUAAAUCAAACACACAUGUUAUAAAAAAAAAUAUAAACAUCUUAUUCAGAAAGUGGUAUACCCAGCAUGUCUACUAUAACAAAAAUGAAUAUGUAGCAGAAACCACAUGUGAAUACAUGAUGAUUCCUAAGAGUGAUUAUAUGGAUAUGAUAAUAGAAUGUUAUUGUAACAACCAAGUUGAGGAAAUCAUUGAAGCGAGUUAA
Molecule: messenger RNA, 3825 nt
Organism: Plasmodium falciparum 3D7
Lineage: Eukaryota; Apicomplexa; Aconoidasida; Haemosporida; Plasmodiidae
Product: putative protein MAM3
Biological process (GO): magnesium ion homeostasis; transmembrane transport
Cellular component (GO): membrane
Source: RefSeq, a predicted model, not a curated record